Molecule: messenger RNA, 1518 nt
Organism: Penicillium mononematosum
Lineage: Eukaryota; Fungi; Ascomycota; Eurotiomycetes; Eurotiales; Aspergillaceae
Product: CoA-acylating methylmalonate-semialdehyde dehydrogenase
Exons: 3
Coding region: 1-1518 (505 amino acids)
Biological process (GO): thymine catabolic process; L-valine catabolic process
Cellular component (GO): mitochondrion
Molecular function (GO): malonate-semialdehyde dehydrogenase (acetylating, [NAD(P)+]) activity; methylmalonate-semialdehyde dehydrogenase (acylating, NAD+) activity
Source: RefSeq, a predicted model, not a curated record
AUGGCUGCGAAUACCGCCGGAACCGCCUCGACAGGCUCAGCAGUGCGCAUGACACAUGACCCGAUUGUGUCCCCUGCCGACACACCCAAUUUUCUGGAUAAUGAAUUUGUACCGUCCAAGGCUACUCAGUGGAUUCCAGUCUACGAUCCCGCCACCAACAAUCUGGUCACGCGCGUCCCUCAGUCUACUGCAGAGGAACUCUCUAUAGCAGUUUCUUCAGCCCAAAACGCAUUCCCGACAUGGAGGGCCACCAGUAUCAUUGCACGCCAGCAAAUUAUGUUCCGCUUUACCCACCUCAUCAAGGAGAACUGGGACCGCUUGGCUGCAUCCAUUACAUUAGAGCAAGGCAAAACUUUCAAGGAUGCCCGGGGAGAUGUUUUACGUGGAUUACAGGUGGCCGAAACUGCAUGCGGCAUCACUACUCAACUCCCAGGUGAGGUUCUCGAAGUUGCUCGAGACAUGGAAACAAGAAGUUAUCGAGAGCCUCUUGGGGUCGUCGCUGCCAUUUGCCCGUUCAACUUUCCUGCCAUGAUUCCUCUUUGGUGUAUCCCGAUUGCAGUCGUGACCGGAAACACUCUCAUCUUGAAACCGUCAGAGAGAGACCCCGGUGCUGCUUUGAUUCUGGCCGAACUUGCUCGUGAAGCCGGGCUCCCAAAAGGAGUCUUGAAUAUUGUUCAUGGUGCUGUGGAUACCGUCAACUUUAUCAUUGAUGAGCCUGCAAUUCGUGCAAUCAGCUUUGUUGGUAGCAACCGUGCUGGUGAAUACAUCUACUCACGGGGCUCAGCUAAUGGAAAACGCGUUCAAGCAAACCUUGGCGCUAAGAACCACGUUGUUCUUCUUCCUGAUGCAGACAAAGAGACGGCUCUCAAUGCUAUAGCAGGUGCUGCAUUUGGGGCGGCGGGACAACGUUGUAUGGCGCUAAGUGUACUUGUGACAGUCGGCGAAAGCUCCAGUUAUAUACCAGAACUGGUGGAGAAGGCUCGAAAGCUAGUCGUGUCUGCUGGUUUCGAGAGAGAUGCCGACGUGGGUCCAGUGAUCAGUUCCGAAAGCAGAGCGAGAAUUGAGUCUCUUAUCGCGAGUGCCGAGCGUGAAGGAGCGUCAAUACUUCUAGAUGGCAGAGGAUACAAACCAGAAAAGUACCCCCAAGGAAACUUUGUGGCGCCCACGGUCAUCACCAAUGUCAACGCCAACAUGGCAUGUUACAAAGAAGAGAUCUUUGGUCCCGUGUUAGUUUGUAUCUCCGUACAGACCCUAGAACAAGCUGUUGAACUUCUCAACGCAAAUGAGUAUGGUAACGGUGCAUCUAUUUUUACCAAGUCGGGCUCGUCGGCCUCGUACUUCCAAAAGAAUAUCGAGGCAGGACAGGUCGGUAUCAAUGUUGCAAUUCCAGUCCCGCUUCCUAUGUUCUCCUUCACUGGAAACAAGAAGAGCAUUGCGGGGCAAAAAACUGUCACCAGUCUUUGGCGCCGGGAAAAUGUUGAUUCUGGAAAACAGGUCGUCAUGCCAUCCCACCUGUGA